GAGAGAGAGAAAAAAGAUGCAAUUUUUAUGUGUAUGUUAUGUAUUAGUUUGUGUGUUUGUGUUCUUACAAUCCUCAAUCACUUCCUUCUCUCCUCAAUCAUUCAUUCCUCUUCGCUAAUUAAAUAAUUACAACUCUUUCUUCAUCUUCUUCUUUAAGCUUUUGUGUGUGUGUGUGUGUUGGGUAUGGCGGAGGAGGGUUUUGAAGUGUACCAUGUCCCACACCAGAGCUGCAGAGAUAAGCUUCGUGUGGGAAUUGCAAACAAUAAUCAUAAUUCUCACAUCGCCGCUGCUUUGCUUCCUUUAUAUCAUCCUCCUUCUUUGAUCUCCUCCCACUUUGAUUCCCACCCACUUCCUCAAAAUCCCUCUUUUCAUUACCCACCUCCUCCUCCUCCGCCCACCGCCGCCGCCACCUCCGCCCAUGUCCCCCCGCUCCUCCCUGACCAACCCUUGUCCCUUGACCUCAACCUCCAGCAGCGCUACGCCUCUGCCCUCCCUUUUGUUGGCUACUCCGCCUCCCUUUUGAAAGCCUCCAAAUUCUUGAAGCCCGCUCAGCAGCUGCUUCAUGACCUGUUUGACAACUCGCCGCCGGAUCCCCUCCUCCUUGACCCUCUUCUUGAAAGCUUGGCCGGUGAUAUUCCUGAUCCGAUUACCUCUACCGACGACGACGGCGGCGCCGACAGCCGGAGGAAAAAAUCCAGGCUUGUUACCAUGCUGGACGAGGUAUACAAAAGAUAUAAGCUUUACUAUCAACAGAUGCAAGCUGUGGUUACAACAUUUGAAUACGCUGCAGGGCUUGGCAAUGCAGCGCCCUACAUGAACUUGGCCGUAACAGCCAUGUUUAAGCAUUUCAAAUUCUUAAAGAACACCAUUGCCGACCAGCUCCAAUUCAACAAGAAGAAUCAGCAGCCUUACAACCCAUAUUGCCAAACAUCCAUUCACAACAACAAUAAUGCACCAUUCGUCAACCACCAACCCGUUUGGCGACCUCAAAGAGGCCUCCCGGAGAGCGCUGUCACUGUCCUCCGAGCGUGGCUCUUCGAACAUUUCCUUCAUCCCUAUCCUACUGACACGGAUAAGCUCAUGCUGGCUAGCCAAACUGGUCUCUCGCGAAGCCAGGUAUCAAAUUGGUUUAUAAAUGCAAGAGUGAGGCUUUGGAAGCCAAUGGUGGAAGAAAUCCACAUGCUAGAAACAAGGCAAGCUCGGAAAUCUCAUCAGAACAACGACAACGACGACAACAACGACAACAACGAUCAUAUUUCAUCCCACAACGGCAAUAAUAACAAUGCAUCUUCAUCACAUCAAGAUCACAACCAACUGAACUUGUCCAACUCCAAUUUCAUUCCGACCCACCACCCUCAUGUGGCUGCAGGAGCCGCCCAUAUGGGCGGUGGCGGGGGCGGGGGAAACGUUUCCUUAACUCUGGGGCUCCACCAGAAUUACGGCGGGAUCACUCUCACGGAACCGUUUCCGAUCAAUGCAGCUCAGCAUUUUAACUUUGGGUUAGAAGGCAAUGGUGAAGGGUUUGUAAAUGAGUGGUUUUAAUUGAUUUGUUGGCUGAGGAUGUUCGGUUUGGGACAUCAUGGGCAGCUAGGUUGUUUUGAUUCAGACAUUAUACUCAUAAAAUUUGAGCUACGUGUAAGAAUUUUAUAAUCCCAGAUGAAAUUGGA
Messenger RNA from Cucurbita pepo subsp. pepo (vegetable marrow), 1667 nucleotides. RefSeq names its product BEL1-like homeodomain protein 9. Lineage: Eukaryota; Viridiplantae; Streptophyta; Magnoliopsida; Cucurbitales; Cucurbitaceae. Gene Ontology annotation, molecular function: DNA binding. The record is from RefSeq and is a predicted model, not a curated record. Gene Ontology annotation, biological process: regulation of DNA-templated transcription.